Messenger RNA from Tilletiopsis washingtonensis, 291 nucleotides. Its product is annotated as Sm-like ribonucleo protein. The coding region runs from base 1 to 291 and encodes 96 amino acids. Gene Ontology annotation, biological process: P-body assembly; mRNA splicing, via spliceosome. The record is from RefSeq and is a predicted model, not a curated record. Lineage: Eukaryota; Fungi; Basidiomycota; Exobasidiomycetes; Entylomatales. Gene Ontology annotation, cellular component: U4/U6 x U5 tri-snRNP complex; P-body; U6 snRNP. Gene Ontology annotation, molecular function: RNA binding. The transcript has 4 exons.
AUGGGCGAAGAGGGCAGGGGUGUGGUAGAACCCUUCGACCUGCUGCGCCUCUCGCUUGCCGAGCGCGUCUUUGUCAAGCUGCGCGGCGACCGCGAGCUGCGCGGCACGCUGCACGCCUACGACGGACACAUGAAUCUCAUCAUGGGCGACGUUGAGGAGAGCACGUACGUCGUCGACGUCGACGAGUCGGGCGAGGUGGGCAGCGGCGUGCGCGUGGUCAAGCGGCAGUCGGAGAUGAUGUUCGUGCGCGGCGACGGUGUGAUCCUGGUGUCGCCACCGGCACGGACAUGA